Messenger RNA from Solanum dulcamara, 3885 nucleotides. RefSeq names its product pentatricopeptide repeat-containing protein At3g02330, mitochondrial. Gene Ontology annotation, biological process: RNA modification. The record is from RefSeq and is a predicted model, not a curated record. Bases 420 to 3104 code for a protein of 894 amino acids. The transcript has a single exon. NCBI's taxonomy places the organism in Eukaryota, Viridiplantae, Streptophyta, Magnoliopsida, Solanales, Solanaceae. Gene Ontology annotation, molecular function: protein binding; RNA binding.
UAUAAAAGAUAAUAUAUUUUUUGAAAAGGCGUUCUGAAAUCUAUAACUCUUGAAAUAUUCAUAAAGAGAUUAUAGCAAUCAAAUACAUCACAAUGAAGUCCAAAUCACCUUAUAUCCAACAAAUAUGCUGCAACCCUCAAAUGAGAAAAUUCAGAGAAGAAAGAAUGAAGGAAUGAACAAAUUAUACUCAUACAUAUACAUCAAUAAAAUCUCUAUUUCAUCAUAUUUUAUUUGUGAUUAUAGUGUAUUUUUCAUCCCUUUAAAAUUUGUUAUGCCAUAAUUAUGCCACAACACUGUUCCACACCAACUUAACUUUAGUUGUUAGCUAAAAUGAGACUUUCCGUGAUUAGGCAAUGAUUUUAACAUACUCCUUGUUGUAUGAGGCUGGAACACCUGCCAAAGCAUGAUUUCAAAAGUUGAUGGCUUGUCUCCUCCUUCGCCAACACUUGGCGACUCGAUUUCUUGCUGUUCCAUCAUCAAUUGGAUAUAAAUGGAUGGAACAUUGCCUUGGAUUUACAACACUUGCAGCAGCAGCAGCAAACCAAAUGCACCCAAAUUACAGGAAAACUUUUUCCCAUAUAUACCAAGAAUGUGCAAAAAAUUGCAUCCAGGAGCCAGGCAGGCAAGCCCAUGCUCGGAUGAUAAUUUCUGGGUUUCAACCCACUGUUUUCGUCACUAAUUGUUUGAUUCAGAUGUACAUAAAAUGUUCCAACUUGGGUUAUGCUGGUAAAGUGUUUGAUAAAAUGCCUCUUAGAGAUACAGUUUCUUGGAACGCCAUGAUUUUUGGGUAUUCCAUGGUUAGUGAAUUGGACAAGGCACAAUUAAUGUUUGAUUUGAUGCUUGAAAGAGAUGCAAUUUCUUGGAAUUCUUUGAUUUCGGGGUAUAUGCAAAAUGGUAAUUAUGGGAAAUCAAUUCAAACUUUUCUGGAAAUGGGAAGAGAUGGUAUUGCUUUUGACAGAACAACUUUUGCCGUUGUUUUGAAAGCUUGUUCGGGUAUUGAAGAUUCUUGGUUAGGGGUGCAGGUGCAUGGGUUAGUCGUCAAGUUAGGUCUUGCUACUGAUGUGGUGACGGGGAGUGCAAUGGUGGAUAUGUAUUCGAAAUGCAAGAGAUUGGAUGAGUCAAUAUGUUUCUUCAAUGAGAUGCCUGAGAAGAACUGGGUUUCUUGGAGCGCUCUGAUUGCAGGUUGCGUUCAAAAUAACAAGUUUGCUGAUGGACUACACCUCUUCAAGAAUAUGCAAAAAGAAGGAGUAGGGGUGAGUCAAUCUACUUAUGCUAGUGUCCUCAGGUCUUGUGCCGGGUUAUCAGACUUAAGAUUGGGUUCUCAAUUGCACGGUCAUGCAUUGAAAACUGAUUUUGGAUCUGAUGUCAUUGUAGCAACUGCCACUUUGGACAUGUAUGCCAAAUGUAACAGUUUGUCUGAUGCUAGGAAGGUAUUCAGCUUGUUGCCAAAUCAUAAUUUGCAAUCCUAUAAUGCGUUGAUUGUUGGGUUUGCUCGAGGUGAUCAAGGAUAUGAAGCUGUGAUACUAUUCCGGCUUUUGCUUAAGGCUUAUCUUGGGUUUGAUGAAAUAAGCCUAUCUGGUGCAUUUAGUGCAUGUGCAGUAUUCAAAGGGCAUUUAGAGGGAAUGCAGCUACAUGGGCUAGCUCAUAAGACCCCUUUUUUGUCCAAUGUUUGUGUUGCAAAUGCUAUUAUGGACAUGUACGGCAAAUGUGAAGCACCACAAGAAGCUCUACGUUUGUUUGACGAAAUGGAAAUAAGAGAUGCAGUGUCUUGGAAUGCAAUAAUUGCAGCUUACGAGCAGAAUGGACAUGAGGAUGAAACCUUGAUACUAUUUUUUCGGAUGCUUAAGUCAGGGAUGGAACCGGAUGAAUUCACUUAUGGUAGUGUUUUAAAGGCCUGUGCAGCUCGUCAAGAUUUUAACACUGGCCUGGUGAUUCACAAUAGAAUCAUAAAAUCAGGGAUGGGGUUGGAGUGCUUCAUCGGGAGUGCUGUAAUAGAUAUGUACUGUAAAUGUGAAAAGGUAGAAGAGGCAGAGAAGCUUCAUGAGAGAAUGGAGGAACAAACAAUCGUUUCUUGGAAUGCAAUCAUAUCGGGCUUCUCAUUGCGUGAACAAAGUGAGAAAGCUCAGAAAUUCUUCUCUAAAAUGCUGGAAGAGGGAAUAAAACCUGAUAACUUUACCUUUGCAACAGUUCUUGAUACCUGUGCAAAUGUAGCUACUGUUGGGCUCGGAAAGCAAAUUCAUGCUCAAAUUAUAAAGCAAGAAUUGCAAUCAGAUGUGUUUAUAACUAGCACUCUUGUUGACAUGUACUCGAAAUGUGGAAACAUGCAGGAUUCCAGGUUGAUGUUUGAAAAAGCACCAAAAAAGGAUUUUGUCACAUGGAAUGCUCUAGUUUGUGGCUAUGCACAACAUGGUCUUGGUGAAGAAGCUUUGCAGAUCUUUGAAAAGAUGCAGAUUGAGGAUGUAAGACCAAAUCAUGCAACUUUUCUUGCAGUCUUAAGAGCUUGUGCACAUAUAGGGCUUGUUGAGAAAGGACUGCAACACUUCAAUUCAAUGUCGAAUAACUAUGGAUUAGAUCCUCAAUUAGAACAUUACUCAUGUAUGGUUGACAUAUUAGGGAGGGCGGGACAAAUUAGUGAUGCACUGAAGCUUAUUCAAGACAUGCCUCUUGAGGCUGAUGAUGUGAUUUGGAGAACUCUGCUUAGUAUGUGUAAGAUGCACGGGAAUGUGGAGGUAGCAGAAAAAGCAGCCAAGUGUCUCUUGCAAUUGGACCCUGAGGACUCGUCUUCUCAUAUACUUUUGUCAAAUAUUUAUGCUGAUGCAGGAAUGUGGAAGGAAGUUGCUGAAAUGAGGAAAGUGAUGAGGUAUGGUGGGCUCAAGAAGGAGCCAGGUUGUAGCUGGAUUGAGAUCAAGUCUGUGCUGCAUAUGUUUCUGGUUGGGGACAAAGCCCAUCCAAGAUCCAAAGAGAUAUAUGAAAAUCUUGACGCAUUGAUAUGUGAAAUGAAACGAGCUUCUCAUAUACUGGAUGGUGAAUUUUCGCUCAACUGUGAGGCUACAGAAGAUGAGCAUCAACACCCAUUUCCAGAAUGCAGAGUUUCUUGUUUUUAGACCAAUUCAUUUGGAGCCUAUUUGUGGUUGUAAUGGAGGUAUGCAAGGGAAAGAAGCUUUGCUUUACGUUGACCCAAGGAAAAGCUUGGCCAGCUUGGGGAUAUCCGAGGGAGAUUUUAAGUUGUAUGUGUUGGCUGAUUCCUGGACUUUAUAUGAAUAUCUUGAGUCUAACAAAUUAUAUAAACGCGAGUAUAUUUAGUGACAAUAGAUCCCUGUGCUGUUUGACAAAAUGCACUUCUGCUGGUAAGAGGAAAAAGACCAGUGACCAUAUUUGAUGGGAUUUAAAAGACGGAUUUGGUUGAAUGCAUUUACUCGCCUACAUCAUCAGCUUGUGCGGCUAUAUACAUUAAGAAGGUGGUCAGGAGGAAACAAAAAGAUUGAGAAAGUUGUCCUCCAGAUUUCUCCGCGUAAAUGAAUUGCUUCAAAAGAUUAUCAACAGAAAAUUAGAAACUGUAAAAUGGUUGGGACUGCAGUCUUGGGCUUUCAACUACAUUACCUAAUUCUUGGGAAUCUUUACAUGGAUGGAGCAACUAUUUGGCUGAAUGAAGAGAUAUUUUUUGAUGCUUGACAUGGAGUUGUUUACCAUACUUUUCUGGAGCUCCAUUACAAAAAAAAAAGGCGCCCGGUGCACUAAAGCUCCCGCUAUGCGCGGGGUCCGAAGAAGGGCGCCUGACCACAAGGGUCUAUUGUACGCAACCUUACCUUGCAUUUCUGUCAGAGACUGUUUCCAAGGCUUGAAUCCGUGACCUCCUGAUCACAUGACAACAACUUUACCAGUUAC